Molecule: messenger RNA, 5435 nt
Organism: Dermacentor albipictus
Lineage: Eukaryota; Metazoa; Arthropoda; Arachnida; Ixodida; Ixodidae
Product: lachesin-like
Cellular component (GO): neuron projection
Source: RefSeq, a predicted model, not a curated record
GAGCGCGGAGACGUCGCCCCGGCGCGCGCCCGCCAGACAGACCCGUCAACAUGUGAGAGCCUCGGCGGGUGUCCCACCCCCCACCUCACGCCCGGUGUCUCUGCGUGUGCAGUGAGUGAGUGUGCGUGCGCGCUCUCGAACUCGAUACUUGGACGCUAGAAGAGGAGACAGGUCGCCCCGGCGGAGGACGUAUCUACGUGUCUGUCGCGACUUUUUGAGACCGGCGAGAAGAUCCCGCGUUGUCACUGUGCCCGCGCAUUCUCUGUACUUUUCCUGCUUCUUUCGCGUAGCUCUCCCGUGGACAAGCGCUGCUACGGUAUCGACUUCUCCCGUCUUCUGUGUCUGCUUAGUUUUCAUCCGUUUCCUGCCAGCUCAAUCGAGCCGUUGCGAUACUGUGCCAAGGGUGAAGAGAAGAAAAUCGGCUGCGAGGCUCCUUUCCUCUUCUCCCGGUCUAGUUGGACCGCUUUGGUGACGGACGCUGUCUCUUUGAAGCCAGCGUGAGACUUCGAGGGUGAUUGUGCACUCUUUACUGACGCCUGGACGGUCGGGCGAAGGUGUCGUGUUGAAAGACGAGAGAGAAGGAAGGACUUGGUCCAACAUGACAGGGAUGAGACUUCAAGCGACGCUCACGGUCUUGCUUGUGCUGCUGGUCCCUUCCGGGAUCCGUGGCAACAAGGCCGCCGGCACAUCGCAGACCGAGCCAGAGUUUGCCGAGCCGAUCCAGAACAUCACCGUCCCGGCAGGACGAAAGGUCACCCUCGCCUGCGUUGUAGACAACCUCAACAACUACAGGGUGGCCUGGAUGUUCGUGGAGAAGUUCACGCUGCUGACACUUGCCAAGAGUGUGAUCACGCACAACUCCCGCUUCAAGGUGACGCACAACGGCCACCGCACCUGGCACCUGCACAUCCACGACGUGCAAGAGCGUGACCGGGGCGCCUACAUGUGCCAGAUAAACACGUCGCCCAUGAAGUCCCAGAUCGGAUACCUCAACGUGGUCGUGCCACCCAAGAUCGACGAGGAGAACACUAGCUCCGACACCGAAGUACGAGAGGGUGGCGAAGCGGCGCUCAAGUGCGUUGCCAAGGGAACGCCGGAACCGGAAAUCACGUGGAGAAGAGAAGACGACCAGGAAAUCGCGUUCGGUCGCGAGAAAGUUCCAUCUGUGAAAGGCACUUGGCUGAACAUCACGAAGGUUUCCCGCCUGCACAUGAGCGCCUACCUGUGCAUCGCCUCCAACGGUGUGCUGCCCUCGGUCAGCAAGCGGAUCAUCCUCGAAGUCAGCUUCGCGCCCAUGAUAUGGAUCCCGAACCAGCUGGUCGGCGCAAGCGUCGAUACCGACGUGACCCUGGACUGCAAUCUGGAGUCGCACCCCAAGUCGGUGACCUACUGGACUCGCAACACGGACACAAUCAUUCACCAGAACUCCAAAUACUCGGUGGUCACGGUGCAGCACGCCAUGUACAAGGUCCAGAUGCAGCUCAUGAUCCGCAGGCUCAAGCCCGAGGACUUUGGCGAGUACCACUGCGUCGCCAAGAACUCACUGGGCGAGACGGAGGGAACCAUCAAGCUCUACGAGAUUCCAGCCAGCUCGUCGUCCACGUCCCACUCGCCCGAGGCGUUUCGAGCGAAAUCGGAAAAAUUGCGCAACGGCCAAAUGCGAAACUCCCUGACAAGGCCCAGCGAUCGGGCCGUGGUCACAACCAAACCGCAAGAUCUCUCCGAGGCUUCCAGAGAUCAGCGGCCAUCUUACACACCGGCUGUUGUGAAAAUUGGAGAUUUGCAGCUGCACGGUAGCUCAACGCACCUGAAGAGCUCAGUUCUGUCCACGUCGCUGCUUCUCGUCAUCGGCUUCGUGUCGGCCCUGUCGUGACGUGUUGCGGCAUCCCCCUUGAACGUGCGUCGGAAACGCGACUCUUGCGGCGCGGGCUGCCAUCGUCACGCUCGCUGUGGGGGACUGAAACCGCGCCACUCCGGGUGACGGCCCCCGAUUGCGGCAACGACACAUGGGAAGCAGCACGGCGCGCCAACGGCUCAACUAAAAUCGAACGGGACAUCGCCACCAAUCUUUCGUGACGCGAGGCAAUUCCCCGAAGCAGCGAAACAGAGGACGGACAUUGCCAUACUGCUGUGCGAACUGGCCAUUUUUUUUUUCUUUUCUUCUCGGGCUUUUGUUUGCCCGCUUUCGCGCUGGCCCGCAUUCCGCGCGGGAACGACUGCAUCGGUGGGCGCGCCCAGCACACUCGGGCGGCAUACGCGAUUAUCUCGGUUCAGGCUCUACGACAUGUUUUUGACACGAGCUUGGGUGUUUGAAUUUACCCGUGGCGUCGUUUUUCUUUUCUCUCUUUACACAAAGGGCGAAGGUGAGGCGCAUUUGUCGUGGUUGUUACUAGUUAUGUUGGGCCCAAACUACCGCUUACGUACGUAGAGAUUCUGCAACUAGCCAAGAACACUGUAAGGAACACUUUUAGCUAGUUUUACGCAACAUAAGCAAUCAACUUUCAGUUGAGUGCACCAUAAAGCAACCUAGGACGGGAAAUAUGUUUCCCUAACAAGAUUUUUCCACAGCCGCCUUCCAUUGGAAGCUUUUAAAUUGGCACGGUAAUGAGGUCACCGGUAACAUUGCAAUGCUGGUUCAUUAAGAAGUUCAUCUUAUUCCAGAACUCUAAAAAAUGAACAAACGAUCGACUAUAGAAACGUAAUUCUGUGGCGAGGCUGUGGGUAAGCACGUGAAUGUCAUGUCCAUUUUCAGUGCUUUCAUUUUUUUCGGCGUAGUGUUCACAGUCACGUUCUAAGUGUUCCAGUUUCACAAAGAGUUCAAAUGAACUGGCGGGUUCAAAUCGCCAUUCUGUUUCUUAAACUCAUUUUUCUAGUUUCUAUCAAAUGCACAGUUAAUCAUUCAUAUCUGCCACAGUCAGUCGUGAGUGACAGAUACUCAUCAAUCACCUUUGCUGUUGUCAUCAACGACGGUAGAGGCACUUCGUAGCCUUCUGUCCGUAACGAUUUCAUUCUCUUUAUCAAGUUAUCGCUUUGCAAGUACGCAUUCUCGAAAUAUCGUAGACAAGUAGUAUAUCGAUCAAAACAAUGUUGUCAUUUCGCAGCGCACUUUAGCAGCUUUAGAACCACUGUCACGCAUGCAAAUUGAGCAUGUACAGCCUAUAACGAAUAACGCAACUCCGGCGGCAACUGCAGUUGAUAUCAGUAUUCUUGCACACUGAAGGGAAGAAGAACAAAAUUCAUUAGCAGAGUGGAGUUUGGCACUUAAGUGAACCCACGGGCGUAGUAUGUUCGUUUUUCCUAGAAAACGCUGAGUGCAAUGAUGUAAUUCUGUUGGAGUGGUGUUGACUCUCAAAUAUACAUUUCCAUGUCACUGAACUGAAACGUGCAGCUUUUUCGACCGGUCAAAUGCAGUAAUUUUAAACAAGUUGCUUGUCACUUUCUUGGUAUGUUGCACUCUAUCAUAUCUUCCUUUAAUUAUCACUUUAUUAAAACUGCGGUUGUUGGGUAAUUCAUAUUCACUUUCUUGCUGAAUAUAUAUUUCUCUGGCUGCUUUUACAGUAUAACAGAAAAUGCUUAAGAAUAGCUUAACAGCAAAUAUAAUAUCAGGAGUGGCUGAGUUCGCUAGAUAUAGGAGACAGUAUUCACUGACAGGCUCCUGCUGAAGCACGCAUCUAUAGGUAUAAUGUUAUUUAUGGUAAUGACACUGAGAGAAGUAAUGCGCAAGCGCAUAUGCGUUUCGCUGUAAGAUGCUUAUCUGGGCGCGACAUGUAAAAAUCAGAAGAGAACCCAAACCAAGAAAACGUUGUACAAUGUGAACAACUGAGAAUGCACUCGGCGUAUUAAGCAUGCCCGAAUCCAACAUAAAGAAAAUCACGAUGUUCCUAUAGGAUAGGAUAGACACGACAGCGCGCGUUUUAUGUUGACGGUAAAGCAAAAUGUGGACUAUAAUUAGCUUCUACGCCAUGGUCGUCGGAAUAAUGGUACACAGUUGGUAGCGUCUCUAUAGACUUACUAUUAAUGCCAGGAAAAAAAGUAGCACUCACUUACCAAACAAGAUAUUUAGAUUUUUUUCAUUUCUCUUACAUCGAAAAUGUGAGGGUACUCGGAAGCUAGUUAUGGUUUCCAGUAAGGGUAAUCAGGUUAAUAGCAAUCACAUUGUAGUUUUACAGGUUCAUCAUAACCCUAAGAAACAAUCAAGAUAGCAGGGUUCGCUAGUCACUUGGUCGUUGUAAUCGCAGUGCGCAUACUCGAUACAAUGUCGGUAUAGAAUAAAACGCAUACAUAAUUCACGUCUUAACGCUAUCGCUCGGCGAGGCUUAUAGACGUCACAACAUUAUUUCACAUGCUGCCGUCCCAACAGUCGGCUACCAGACCAGUACCCUUAAGAAUUCGCCGACAGUGUGAUUGCUCCUGUGACGUCUUGAUGCUUUCUUUUUCUAUUUUGAGCGCACGAAAAUUGCAGUCUAUCACGCGUUUUUGAAAUUGAGAAUGAUGUACGGUGUGUAAACGUUCCUGGCUUAGGAAAUCAGCUUAAAACAUGUUCAUCUUACGAAUGCAUGUAUGUCAACAUUCAGUUCAAGCUUAUUAUUUAUUUGGGGUAGGUGGAAGGGGUCGGAUGAGGGAGAUAAAAUUUUGAAUAAAGUUGCUUACCCUUGCCACAUAUACACAUACAUAGCAGUUGGCCAUUAGAUCGCUCCACACACACAGAACUGCUCGCAUGCUGCACGCAUACGUUUACCCAAAAUUACACUGCCGAAAGUUAGCCGUAAUAUAAGAUGAAGGCCGAAUUGAAAAAAAAGAACACUGAUAGGUGAUUGCAUUGACAUUUAUUAGAAAACCCACCACCUAAGUAAAUGCGAUGGUCAUAAAAUGUCGAUGACCGUUAAGGAAGAAACAUAAUAAUCAUAAUACCUGCGCCUAUUCAAUACAGAGCACCAAGAAAACUUAUUACUUCUUUGAUAUUAUUGACGGCAUAUCGUGCGCCUGACGGCCGUUGUAGUGAAUACGCUGCAGAUUAAAAAACAAGAAGAACAAUGUUCGCUGUUGUUUGCACCCAUUUCUCCUAGCUUACUGCAAUUUCAGCUUUGAAAUUUGAAAUAAGAUGUGGACCAUCAGGCUUACCGAAACAGUUCAUAAUUUUCCAAUCAGGAUUUGCGCAGCAUCGGUAAUUCCGCAUGUGUGGACGGUGUCAAGGUUUCUUGUAAAUAACAUACACUUGUGUACUCGCACAGAAGCUCAACAGUGAAUCGACGACGAUGAUGGCAGCAAGGAAACCAGCAGAAAUGUACGUGUGAUGAUGCUGGUGAUGGUGGUGAUGGCAGCAAGAACAUGUACAUAUUAUCAUGCGCCUAACCGCGUAAUUUCUGUUUCUGAAGUGCCAAACGUACGUCAAUGAGUACAAUAAAGGGAGUCCAUCUUUCUUUUUUAUGACAUCA